Messenger RNA from Striga asiatica, 813 nucleotides. Lineage: Eukaryota; Viridiplantae; Streptophyta; Magnoliopsida; Lamiales; Orobanchaceae. The record is from the annotation of a GenBank genome assembly.
UUAGGGUUUUUGGGUGUGCCGUAGCAUAGCCUCAAUUUUCUCUUAUAGCUGAUAGCUUCAUCGUCUUCGAAACUUCAUAACCAGUUUUCUUGAGCCGCCUCAGCACCACAACAAUGGAGCAGACUUUCAUUAUGAUCAAGCCUGACGGCGUUCAAAGAGGCCUCGUUGGUGAGAUCAUUGGUAGAUUUGAGAAGAAAGGCUUCACCUUGAAAGGUCUCAAGCUACUCACUGUGGACCGUGCUUUUGCCGAGAGUCACUAUGCUGAUCUGUCGGCAAAGCCCUUCUUCAACGGGCUUGUCGAGUACAUUAUCUCGGGCCCAGUUGUUGCCAUGGUUUGGGAAGGCAAGAAUGUGGUGACUACAGGUAGAAAAAUAAUCGGAGCUACUAACCCUGCUCAAUCUGACCCGGGCACCAUUCGUGGCGACUAUGCCAUUGAUAUUGGCAGGAAUGUGAUUCACGGUAGUGAUGCUGUCGAGAGUGCUAGGAAGGAGAUUGCUCUGUGGUUUCCGGAAGGAAUUGCAGAAUGGAGGAGCAGCCUUCACUCGUGGAUCUAUGAAUAAAUCUCGUGAAAAAUCGGCCUACAUUUUGAGUUUGAGUUGUGAGAACUUUGGAUUUCUUAGUUCGUUUUCCUUUUUUUCAUUGCCGAGACACUACAUUUUGCGUUGUCGCCAUUUGAGUCGUGAGAAGUUUGGAUUUCGGAGUUCAUUUUCUUUGGUUAUGGCUAAGAUGGAUCCUUGUCAGGAGUGUUGUUUGCCCUUGCGAUUUUAAAGAUUUUUAUGCAAACUGAGUCGAGUCGAGCAUUAGCUUUAUCGA